AUGAGCAUGGUAAAGAGCCGGGAGCGGCUGGAGCAGCGGCUGGUGGGGAUGGUGGCUGCCCCGGAGACGUCUCCAGCCUGGUCUGCACUGGGAGAGGAGGGGCUGGCGACCAUGAAACAGGACAAGAGCCAUGGGCAGGAUGAGGCAGACUGCAGGGCAAAGCUGAUCCUCCUCAACGGGGACUGCACCAAUCCUGCUGCGCCCAGCGUUGUACUGGAGGCGAAUGGAAAGCCCAGUACUCCAGAUCCCAUGGACCUCGCGCUGUUGCCUCUGCAGAACAAGAAGGACAGCAAUGGAGACCUCUCCAAGGAGGACCUGGCCUGGCCACUUGGCCUGGCGGGGGUGCAGAAGGCAGGGCAGGCCCGGCACGUGACGAGGAUCAAGGAUCGAAGCAGUGUGGAGGCUCUCAGGGACCUGCGAACUCCUGCGCGGGGCUCCAGGCGUCGCUCAGCCGUGUCCACACCGCUGACCAUCGACCUGACAGAGGAUGACUCUCGGGACUCAUCCCAGAGCAGCAGCACACUCUCUGGCAGCAGCUCCCAGGAGGGGCAGAAUGGCUCUGCCGAGCUGGGGGCUGAGGAGUCAGAGAGCAGAGAUGUGGGGAUGGCGCUGGAAUACCAGGAUGGGAAGGACUUUGGAAUUGGGGAGCUGGUCUGGGGGAAGAUCAAAGGUUUCUCCUGGUGGCCUGCGAUUGUUGUCUCCCACAAAGCCACGGCCAAGCGCCAGGCUGUGUCAGGCAUGCGGUGGGUGCAGUGGUUUGGAGAUGGAAAGUUCUCUGAGGUUUCUGCGGACAAGCUGGUGGGACUGAUGGCCUUUAGGCAGCAUUUCAAUUCUUCCACGUUCAAUAAGCUGGUGUCCUACCGCCGUGCCAUAUACCAUGCCCUGGAGGUUGCCCGGAGCCGGUCUGGGAAGACGUUUACAACUGGCCCCAGGGACUCGCUGGAGGAGCAGCUGAAGCCGAUGAUUGACUGGGCAAUCACUGGCUUCAAACCCCUGGGGCUCAAGGGACUGCAGCCACCCAAAACCUCAGAAAAUGGGGUGCUGAGGAAUGGGACAGAGGAGGUGCUGUCCCUUGAACAGUAUCCCCCCACCAAGAGGCUGAAGAGCUACCCCUGCAACAAUGGCAAGGAGCAGCGCAUAGAAGAGGACCAGACCCGAGAACAAAUGGUUUCCGAAGUUACGAACAACAGCGGGAAGCUGGAAGACAGCUGUUUGUCCUGCGGGAGGAGGAACCCGGCAACCUUCCACCCACUGUUCAAAGGAGGCCUCUGCCAGACGUGCAGGGAUAGAUUCCUGGAGUUCUUCUACAUGUAUGAUGAAGAUGGUUACCAGUCCUACUGUGCUGUCUGCUGUGCGGGCAAGGAGCUGCUGCUCUGCAGCAAUUCCAGCUGCUGCAGGUGCUUCUGUGUGGAGUGUCUGGACGUGCUGGUGGGGCGAGGGACGUCGGCCAGAGCAAAAGUGCAGGAGCCCUGGAACUGCUACAUGUGCUCACCCCAGCAGAACUACGGGCUGCUGCAGCGCCGGCAGGACUGGAACGCCCGUCUGCUGGACUUCUUCACCAGUGACAAGGGACAGGAAUAUGCUGCACCCAAAAUCUACCCAACAGUCCCGCCAGCAAAGAGGAGACCAAUCCGAGUGCUCUCAUUGUUCGAUGGGAUAGCAACAGGACAUCCAGGAGCAGCCACAUUGAGCUCUGCUGACGAAGGAGACCGGGAGGCCAAAGAGAGCAGCGCGACCUCAGACCUCUGUCCGUUGGCAGGGUACAUGGUGCUGAAGGACUUGGGCAUCCAAGUGGAGAAGUACAUCGCCUCGGAAAUCGGCGACGACCCCAUCGCGGCGGGCACCGUGCGGCGGCCCGAGGGCAAUAUCACCUACGUGCACGAUGUCAGGAACAUAACCAAGAGAAAUAUUGAGGAGUGGGGUCCUUUUGACCUGGUGAUCGGCGGAACCCCCUGUGACGACCUCUCCCUUGUCAAUCCAACCAGGAAGGCGCUGUUUGAAGGAAGCGGGAGGCUGUUCUUCGAGUUCUACCACCUGCUCAACUACGCCCGUCCCAAGGAAGGCGAGGAGCGGCCCUUCUUCUGGAUGUUUGAGAAUGUGGUGGCCAUGAGGGUCAAUGACAAGAGGGACAUUUCCCGGUUUCUGGAGUGUAACCCAGUUAUGAUUAAUGCAAUCAAGAUAUCGGCUGCCCACCGAGCUCGUUACUUCUGGGGCAACCUCCCGGGGAUGGACAGGAUCUUCGGCUUCCCCCUCCACUACACGGACGUCUCCAACAUCGGCCGCGGGGCUCACCAGAAGCUGCUGGAGAAGUCGUGGAGCGUCCCGGUCAUCCGGCACCUCUUCUCCCCGCUCAAGGAUUACUUUGCCUGUGAAUAGCAAGCCGAGCGUCCCUGUCUCUCUGGUAAAGGUGCACAGCGCCGCUGCUGUGGCGGGAGAGGGACGGGCACGGCUGCCAGACUGCCAGGGCCCCGUCCCUCCCCGGCCACGUGCUGCGGGACGGCAGCCUGGCCCUGCAGGGAGGGCCGUCUGUAACCAAAGAACCUGGCAGGGUCACUUCUUUAAAGGGACUAACGGCAGUGAUUCGUAGGAAAUGAUGGACAAGGAGCUUUAAUUACCCAGCAGCAGGAGCUCUAUGCAUCACUGAUGAGACAUGAGUCUCCUCCACAGCAUUAACUAUUCUGGUUUAGCCUGGAGCUGGGAAGUCACCACUUGCUGAGCAGUCACUGUGGGGGCAGCUGCCAGGGAGCUGCAGGCAAACCUGAACUACAGUGAAUUAAUGCUUUUCCUAAACAAACAAAACCUCUUGAAGCAACUGCCAAAAACCCCCAAACCGUAGCAGCAGGUGUAGGGGACCCUGCUCAGGUUACACACUGAACACAGGAUUAUACAGAAACCAAAUCUUUUUUAUUUUUAUUUUUUUUAUAAACUUUACUUUUGUUGUUAUAAUGUCUAUUGCUGCUUUUAAGGCAUUACAUAAGAAUGUGGAGAUUCCUAGACCUGAAUGUAGCUGAAACUGAACUGUGAGGUGAUAGAAUUACUUUUCUAGCUAGAACUGAAGAAAUACUGUUUUAUGUGUUUGGCUGUAGUUUACAGAUAUUCACUACUUCCCUUUUUAAAGCAUCUAAAACCUUUCCUUACAUUUUAAAAUCCUGCUGAAUGGCUUGAAAGCUUACACAGUAAUUGGAGCAGGGAGGAUUUGGUCUCCAGUGUCUGUAAAGGAAGAUGUUCUUGGAGCAUCCAUUUCCCAAAUGAAUGUGGUAUGUCAGCAGGAAGGACAGCGUAGUGGUCAAUGGCAUCCUCAAACCACAGCCCCCCCAAAUGUCACGUACCAUGUCAUGAACCCGAGCAGCAGUGGCAGGGUGUUGGCUGUGGGGCAGGGGGUUCCUUACAGGGAAAAUCCCACCCAACCCCUAUGGGGGUGCAAGGUCCAGGAGUGCAGCACUGCUCUUGCCCGUGCCCAUCCUGUACUGUGGGCAGGGGGAGUGGACCCUGAGGGGCAGCGAAGUGAGAAAGCUGUGGGGGGGCUGUGUGUGUCCCCCCACUGCGGGCACUGCCACUGCUGGGGGUUUUGGGGGGAUGCAGGCAGGGGCUGCACCUCUCCUCCUCUGCACACCCGUCUCCCUGUGCAUCCCUGGGCAGAGGUGGGAUGCUCCUGGUGCUUGUGUGCCCAGCCCCAGCCUGGCAGUGCCCUGGGGGCUCCCGUGGAUGUACGCACAAACUGGAAUCUCCUGCAGCCACCAGUGUGCUCACUUUUGAUUGCCUUCCUCUGCUCCCCAACUUUGCCAGACUGACUCUCCCGCUGUCCAUGAAGCCCUGGGCGUGCUGUGCCCAUAGCCAGCAUCCAGGGAGGUGUGGGUGCCUGCCUCUGUUCCUGCCAGGUUUUCCUUAGCCACUGGGCUGCUGCCUCAGCAGGCAUCUCUAAAGACUGAAUUCCAAUGCACAUUUCAAUGCACUGAAACAGCUUGUGACAUUCCCUUCUCCUCUGUCCUCCCCUACCUCUUCUGUUCGCCUGUCACCUGGCUCUGGCAGAGCCCUUCAGUGCCUUCUCACAAUUAAUUGGGUCCAAACCAUGGGCCAACCCACUCCCCUGAUUGGUGCUAGGCUGUCUUGCAAGGUGUUGUACAGCAUCAGUGGGAAGUGAGAGCCUCUCUCCCAGCUCCUUCUACCUCUCUGACACGCUGGGACCCCCUGGCACCCCUGUCUCAGCUGGUGGAGGAUGGCAGCCUCUCAUUUUCCACCCCAGCUCUGAGGAUCAUUUUCUCUUGGUCUCCACCCCAAGGCUGUACUUGGGAAUGGGCAGAAAAGGAAGCCCAGGUAGUUUAAAGGCUUUUUUUCCUGUUUUAACCUGGAGGUUACUCUUAAAGUCUUCACUGAGGGGUUCAUUCUCCAUGACAUAUAUUCAAGCCCCACACCUUAGUCAAGAAAACGCUGGAGAAAGCCAAGUGAGCUGCUCCAUGUCACUUCUUGGGGACAUGUAGCACUGUCUUGUCACCAGCCUCCGGGCUGGGAAGAUGGCAGGGUGGGUUCUGUGCGUGCUGAAGGUGUUUGGGAAGCCUUGGCAUUGCCACUGCUGCACUGACUGGUUUUGAACCCCUUGCCAACCUCUGAUCCUUGUGUCCAGCUGGAGCCCAGCCACAACACUAAUUCCUCAUCCCAGCUCCUUGAAGUCCCUGUUCAGAGCCCAGCACAGGGCCUGUGGGGGACAGGCAUGCUCUGCUCUGGACCCCUCUGAUGGGUUUGAUUUUUCCAAACUGGGCAAACGCGGUGUCCUCCACUCCACAGCAUCCCUGAUCUUAUACUCCAAAUCUCACAUCCUUUCCUAUCUGAUCAAAAGGAAAACAAAUAGAUGAGGGGGAAAAAAAAAAGGACUUGGGGAAAGUAAACAAAGAUAAAAGAGGAAUGAGAAUUGUCUUGGCAUUAAGCUCACUUGAUGAGAAUUGUAGCAGACAAGUCUUCCUUGAAAUGUUUUUCCCUGUUAAGAGCCGCCUUUUAUUAUGUGUUUAUAAAAUGUUGUUAAGGGAGGAGGAUUUCAGAAAUGCCUUUUUAAUACUUUUUAAAGGUUUCUAACUCCCUGGUGCUAUUUUUUUAGGUUAAGGAUUUUUAAUGUUGAACAUGUUGCGGGUUUUUGUACAAUCUUCUAAAAAUAAAAGAAAUGUAUCAUUUUGAACACAUUUUACAUGUUUUUUUUGUAUCCGGAGUGUGGAAACUCCCAAUUCUUCCUCGUCCACAUGAUU
This is a messenger RNA of Chiroxiphia lanceolata (lance-tailed manakin), 5234 nucleotides long. It is a transcript of the gene DNMT3B, whose product is annotated as DNA methyltransferase 3 beta. Gene Ontology annotation, molecular function: DNA (cytosine-5-)-methyltransferase activity, acting on CpG substrates; DNA binding. Gene Ontology annotation, cellular component: nucleus. The record is from RefSeq and is a predicted model, not a curated record. The transcript is spliced from 19 exons. The coding region runs from base 1 to 2376 and encodes 791 amino acids. Lineage: Eukaryota; Metazoa; Chordata; Aves; Passeriformes; Pipridae. Gene Ontology annotation, biological process: negative regulation of transcription by RNA polymerase II.